UCUGUCUACAAAAACGUUCGUAUAAACCAAGUGAAAACAUUCGAUGUGGAGCCAUGGGAGUCCGAUUAUGUCAUCCGCGGAUUGCAUCCCAGCACUGUUUACAAUGUGACACUCAAGCCAAAGGAUCAUAAUGAGGUUGCCUGGGGAGCGUAUGCCACCCUUCCACCUGGUUGGUUCUUGGUGAAGAAUCUGAAGCAGUGCGAUAAGACGAACUUUGCCGUUUCGAUGAGCUGGGAGCCUGUGGAAUUGAACAUGGCCUCAGAUUAUCAGGUCCGAUACAUCCGCCUGAAGGAUCGUGAAGCCAGCUGGAUUGAAGAAGAACCGCGAGAAAGCAAGGAGCUUCUCUGUCCUAAGGAUGGAUGUGGACGACUCUGCUACCUUGUCUUCAAUCUCCCUCACAAUCCAUCUGAAUACAUCUUCCAGGUUAGUUGUGUGAUUGGAGACAAUCUCUGUUGUGCCUUCUAA
Strongylus vulgaris is the source of this 465-nucleotide messenger RNA. The record is from the annotation of a GenBank genome assembly. Lineage: Eukaryota; Metazoa; Nematoda; Chromadorea; Rhabditida; Strongylidae.